This is a messenger RNA of Aphanomyces invadans, 1601 nucleotides long. RefSeq lists its product as hypothetical. NCBI's taxonomy places the organism in Eukaryota, Oomycota, Saprolegniomycetes, Saprolegniales, Verrucalvaceae. The record is from RefSeq and is a predicted model, not a curated record. The transcript is spliced from 3 exons. Bases 45 to 1067 code for a protein of 340 amino acids.
AUGAUGGCAUUCGACAACUUUGUCCGCCGCGCUCAACCGCCGCGAUGACCGAUUCCACAUGGAACAUCAUGGAGGAUCUGCAGUUCUUAAUUGCUACAGAUGAAGAGCUGCAAGACGACCUUGUUCACGUGUGUAAUCUCUUGGACAGCGACCCGUCCACGGACGACCACCAUGGAACGAAGCCAUCGACCGAAGCACCGACCGUACGGCGGCGCAAGCGCCGCGUCCGUGUUGAUAACUACAAAAUGGAAGUCACGAUGCUUCGAGCUCAAGUAGACACGCUCAAAGCACAACUAGACCACUUGAAACUCACGAAUCCAACCAUGGACAUGUCUGCGUGGAAGCUCGCUGCACGCCGCGAACGCAUGGAAGCCAUGCGGUGUCAGGUCGAAAACAACGAGUUGAGGGCGGCAGUGGACGAACGAGAGUCGUUGCUCGAGCACAUGAAGCGGCUAUUGAACAAGAAGCCCCGCUGGAAUUUGUCCGAGUCGUCGUGGGACGAAGAGUGGUCGAGCUACAAGCUUGCUGCACAGACGUCGCUGCGCGUCGCAGCCAUCCAUGCCAUCGCCGACCGGCAAUUUCGCCGGCAAAAUGGCGCGUUCAUCGCGGCUGGUCUGGUUGACGUGACCGAUGACGUUAUCCAGGCAACACUCGUUAUGCUACCCACGCACGGGGCAGCACUCCAAGCAGUCCAAGUGGCAGCAUUUGACGCGUCGUGGCAGACUGUGACAGCGGCUGUGUGGGCAGUAGUGACCAAAUACCGCGGGUUCACAGCACCAGAUCACGCCUCUGUGGUAGCUCGCAUCCAACGUCUAUCAAAUCCACUGGCCAACAUAUGCACGGGUGAUGUCUGGUCGCAGGUUGUCGAACACGUCGACGAGUGGACAUUGUACGAUCGCUUCAAUCUUCCUUGCAGCGACGGCGGAGUGGAUGGCCAUCAUUCCAACAACAUCCGCAAGCUGUUUCAGGAGGAAAGCCGAAGCGUGUUGGUGUGGCGCACAGUCCUUGAAGACGUGCUGGUGCCUCAUAUGUCGAAAGGGGCGGUGGACGACUCGUGGGGUUGGUGAGUCGUUCGGUUUGUAAAGGCACUCUCAACAAGAAGCUCGAUGUGCCGUAGGAUCGAAGCGGUGCCGCAUCCACUCGACAGCGCCAAGUGCCAACUCAAGUGCUUGCUUCAGGUUCCAUUGGGCCCAGUAUUGGCGACUUGCCGUCGCCUUCAAGCUGGAGCAAGUGGUGCAGCGGCAACCGAGCACACCGAGAACACAGUCGUAGAAAUGGUGCAGCGAUCGUGCUUUGUCCAGCCUGACAACGCCACGGUCGAUGUGAAAACGAUUCCGUAUCCUGCCAUUCGGACCAUGCUCGAACGCGGGAAAGCAUUUGAGCGGGCGCUACGGGCAAAGGUGGCAGAGCUCGGUGCUACUCCAUGCGAACGCCCCUAGCCCGAACCAUCAACUCAUACCUGGUGCAUCCCUUGGCCAUGGGUGCAUGUGUAGAUAGAGUAUGUCUGUGACGGGUCCACAUCUCCGACCUGCCACAUCGUGGAAGCGUUUUCUAACUGUUUCAAACGUGUUUCAAACAUCAUGAAUUCCAAACUGUGCCAG